CCGUGCUCCGGCCUGGGCCGACGCCGUCCAGAUCCCCGCGGCCGGCCAGGGGCGCGGACUCUGCAGCACGGGACGCGGACGCCGGCCCCGAGCAGCGGCGGGGCCCAGCGCAUCUGCGUUGACCCGAGCGUUGCAGCGAUCUUCGCGGCUCUGCUGGAGCUCGGGACAGAGGAGAGCAAGGCGCUCUUGGGGCUCCGGUAAGAACACCCCAUCCCCAGGGAAGAUGGACUAUCUGGCAAACACGGAGAUCAACAGCCAGCGCAUUGCCGCAGUCGAGAACUGCUUUGGGGCAUCAGGGCAGCCACUGGCCCUGCCCGGCCGCGUGCUCCUGGGCGAGGGCGUGCUGACCAAGGAGUGCCGCAAGAAGGCCAAGCCUCGAAUCUUCUUCCUCUUCAAUGACAUCUUAGUGUACGGCAGCAUCGUGCUUAACAAACGCAAGUACCGCAGCCAGCACAUCAUCCCCCUGGAGGAGGUGACGCUGGAGCUGCUGCCUGAGACCCUGCAAGCCAAGAACCGCUGGAUGAUCAAGACGGCCAAGAAGUCCUUCGUGGUGUCGGCCGCCUCCACCACAGAGCGCCAGGAGUGGAUCAGCCACAUCGAGGAGUGCGUGCGGCGGCAGCUGCUGGCCACGGGCCGCCCACCCAGCACGGAACACGCAGCGCCCUGGAUCCCCGACAAGGCCACGGACAUCUGCAUGCGCUGCACGCAGACGCGCUUCUCCACCAUCACCCGGCGCCACCACUGCCGCAAGUGUGGCUUUGUGGUCUGUGCCGAGUGCUCCCGGGAGCGCUUCCUCCUGCCGCGCCUCUCCCCCAAGCCUCUGCGCGUCUGCAGCCUCUGCUACCGGGAAUUGGCCACCCAGAAACAGAUGGAGGAGGAUGAGGAGGAGGAUCGAGGCAUGGGUUCCCCUGGGCAGCUGACCCACCUGGCUGGGGCUGUCUGCACAGCAUCCAGUGGGGAUGAUGAUGACUCAGAUGAAGACAAGGAGGGAGUUGGGGAUGGCGACUGGGCUGGCCAAGUGAAGUUCUAUGGGUCAGACAUCUCCUGGUCAUCCUUUCACAGCUGACCCGGGCCUGCUGACAGGAGGGCAGUGCAUCCUGGUGCUUGCGCCAAGUUCGUGCACCCAUCCCCCCAGCCUCCUCCCCUGAGGGUGGCAGACUCUAUAGAAGUGACUUUCCCUCUGGACUGGCCCCGUGCCUUUUUGCUAGAUGUUGACAUCCUCCUAGAUCCUCUUCCUACUCCGCAAACCCCAGGACCCCCAGGCACCUUGGAAACAGAUGCAACUUCUCAUCCCCACAAGCUCUGUCCCUGGCUAGCCUUUGAAUGAGCAAACCCCAGGGGGCAGAAGGAGAUGGGACUAGAGUGAGUUCCCCACUGCUCUGAGACGCCAGCGCAUGUCAGAGAGGACUGGGAAUGCUGGAAGGCCUGCCCACCUCAUCAUUGGUACCCACCUGCCUGGUGGUGCAGGACACAUGAGCUCCCCAGGGCCAGGCAAGAGACUGCUAUAAUGUGUUGCCCUCGAGGCCCCAACUGCAGCCUUACCCACAGCCCAGGUGCCCUGCCCAGGCCUCUGGCUGCACCUUCCCUCCAUUCGGGUAUGUACUACCCCUCAUUCCCUCCUUUCUCUCACCCAGUGACUGGCAAAAGUAGUGGCUUCUGUUAGGACUCUUCAUUGCAUGUGACAGAAAUCUGCCCAGAUUAAUGAAAUAAAAAAUGUACCGACUCA
Molecule: messenger RNA, 1726 nt
Organism: Sorex fumeus (smoky shrew)
Lineage: Eukaryota; Metazoa; Chordata; Mammalia; Eulipotyphla; Soricidae
Gene: PLEKHF1
Product: pleckstrin homology and FYVE domain containing 1
Exons: 2
Coding region: 224-1066 (280 amino acids)
Molecular function (GO): phosphatidylinositol binding; metal ion binding
Source: RefSeq, a predicted model, not a curated record